Messenger RNA from Pistacia vera, 2188 nucleotides. RefSeq lists its product as uncharacterized. NCBI's taxonomy places the organism in Eukaryota, Viridiplantae, Streptophyta, Magnoliopsida, Sapindales, Anacardiaceae. Bases 100 to 1653 code for a protein of 517 amino acids. The transcript has 4 exons. The record is from RefSeq and is a predicted model, not a curated record.
AAGUGGUAGUGAUAUAUGUGAUAUCCUGGAUGUGUAAAUUUUUAUGUGAAGACAGGUACUGCUCAAGAGAAGCAAAUUCUUGAAGGAUGGACAUCUCAUAUGCAUCCCCCACAAGCGAAAGCUGCAAGAGGUGUUGCUGGGCUGCCAUUUCAAAUAGGCAGAAUACUUUUUCCACUGGAUGAUGGUAGACUAGGAGAACUGCAUCUAUCAGGACUAGGCGGCGAAAAUUCAGGGCCAAAUAAUCAAGUCAAUGUCAGAAGAAAGGCGUCGAUUAAGUAUGUCUGGUCUAUAUUAGAUGCCCCCGAGACUGAAGGAUGGAAUGCAGAGUAUUGCACAGAAGAACGCGGACCUAUGAAUUGCAUCACAGGCAUAAAAGAUGAACCAAAUGAUUCAGGACUUAAAAGAAUGACAAGAAGGCGAAAGGGAAGCCAAGCACACCAUGACUAUGUAUUUCCAAGUUCAUCAGUAGGUAAGCCAGAGAACACUAUGGAAGAAUAUAGUUUACCGGAUAAUUGGAUCAACACUAACUUUCGUUUGAGAGUGAUGCAUGGAGGCAGAUCAUUUUUCCUCAUAACAGAUGGUGGUUUUACUUUUGAGUAUCUUUUUUCCGAAAAUAUAUGGCUUUGGCUGAGGCAUGACCACUCAACGCCUAUGAAAGGGGUACUGGGAAACUACAAUGGAAGCUUAUAUUUGGUUGACACUUAUGGCAGUUUGCUUAUCAGAGAAAGGAGCAGCACCGAGCUGUCGUGGAUAAAUUGUACUGCAAUGAGGAAAGGAAAGCAAGUUAUAGGAGGUCCUCCCUGGGAUGGAAUGACAGGUAAAGCCAUGAAAGUUACAGCAGAAGAUGCACUCUUCUUUGUGAGCAAAAAUGGAAGAUUACUACAAUUCACAGUUGCCCUAAGGAAGUUUAAAUGGAAAGAUUGUCGACACCCUCCACAGACAAAAGUUGCAUGCAUAGUGGAUCAGGAACUUUUCCGGGACAAUAUAGUGUUUGUUGUUGGAAGAAACGGUCGGUUAUAUCAGUACAACAAAGUGACAGGAUUGUGGCAUGAGCAUUAUCAGUCUCAGCAUUUGAUUUUAUCGGUAGUGCCUGGAACUGCUAUGAGGCCAUCAUCAGCAUCAUUAACAGGCUCCCUUUUUAUGCUUUCACAAGAUGGUGGACUAGUUGAAUAUCAUUGGAAUUCCUGGGAUGGGUGGAAUUGGGUGGAACAUGGCACCCCAGACAAAGACGUGACCCUGGUUGGCGCACCUGGCCCGUGUUUUGAAGGAAAUCAACUGUUCCUAAUUGGUUCCGAUGGAAAAGUAUACCUCAGGUACAUGGCUCAAAUGACAUGGAGAUGGAAAAACUGUGGUUUUCCAUAUAUGGGAAAAAAGAAUGCUGAUGAUCAAGGACAAGUUGAGGCCAAAUAUACAAUGGAAGAAGUUUGCCCUGACAAAGAUGAAUACAUUAGUGAUCAUAACAAAAACUGUGACCCAAGGGUAGCCGCCACAAGACCAGUUUCGUUCUCUGAAGAUUCGAUGAUUUUCGAGCUAAGAGAUGGUAGAUUGGCAGAAAUGCAACGAGCAGAGGACACAAACUGGGUAUGGUUGCGUACCAUUGCGACUCCAACAAGCGUAUGCUUUGCGAAUUAUUGGACUGCUUUGGCAUCAUGAAAUCAUACACAAUCUUUCAAUCAGGAAGCACACAUCAGAAACACAUGAAUGUACAAAAUACAAAUCUACACACACUGUACAGUUAACAAAGACAACAAUUAGGAAGGUUCAUACCUUUUAUCUGCCUCACCACGGGCAGCGGGAGGCACAAUUGAGGAGCGAAAUCAUACAGGUAAAAGAUCAGUGUCUCAACUGCUUGUAUAAUGCAAGAAUCCAAACAAAAAAGUUACAUAGAUGUAAACAGUUACCAAUCAAAAGAAGAAAUAAAAGGCAUCAUAUUGACAGAAAAAAUGGAACUUUUUAAAUUUCUGAAUUUACCCUCUUCCUGGUGAGACUGAUCCUUGAUUUUGUUAUAUGAAUGAAUGGUUUUUGACAGUGAAAGCUACACAUUGAUCAUCAGUUUUAACUUCCAUGAGGGUUUCAAACUGUCAAGCCUAAAAUAGAACCUAAUUUAUCUAAGCAUCUGGGAGGUAAAUGGGAUUAUUCCUGAGCAUUUCUUUUUUCAAGUGUAAUUUACUGUAGCUUGUUGCUUGUA